Messenger RNA from Closterium sp. Naga37s-1, 1407 nucleotides. The record is from the annotation of a GenBank genome assembly. Lineage: Eukaryota; Viridiplantae; Streptophyta; Zygnematophyceae; Desmidiales; Closteriaceae.
AUGAUUCCUGACAAUGACGCUCUGCUCAACAUCGCAGGCAACUUCUUCUAUGGGGACCCCAUGCUCUAUGCCGAUGGCUGCCAGUUCUGCCCCUCGGGGGUCAUUCAACCCCUGGUACUCGAAAUGACAGAUCUUCUUAGAAUCGACUUGGGCCGCUGUGCAGCCUUUAAGAACAAACUAGCAGGGGCCAACAAGCACGGUGAGGCUAGUCUGCGGCAGAAUUGUUUUACGGUGAGGCAGGAGAUGGAGUGCACUUCAAACGAGAUGCAGCGCAGCAGCGACGAGUGCCUGACAUUCUGCAGCAUGUCGCGGGAGCUGGGGCCGUGCGACGGGCACGGAGCGUGUGUGCCGCCGCAUGCGGGGGCAGCAGAGGCGCGCUUCACGUGUGAGUGCGACGACGGUUUCGUCACCGCCAAUGGCACCCUCGGCUCCACCUGCGCCCGCCCUGCUCCGCCCCCUGCUGCUGGUAUGCUGUGUGAUAGUAAAGAGGAAUAUCCCUCUCUACGUGUGCAGUGGUGGGCAUCGCUGUGGGCUCUACUGCUGCCUUUGCUCUCCUCCUCGCUCUUAUUGUCGCGCUGCUCUGGCCCCGUCAACGCAGUGCGGGCGAUGGCGUCGCUGCGGCAUGAGCACGUGGUGCGCCUGUUGGGCUUCUGCCUACAUCAGAACGUGGAGAGCGGCCAGCAGGAGCAGAUCCUCGUCUACGAGUUCGUGCCCAACGGGGACCUCAAGUUCCACAUCCACGACUGCAAGAGUAAGCUCUGUGAAGAAGAGAUUCCUGCCAAGAUAGCGGACUUCGGGUUACUGAAAAAGCUAAGCCAUGAAGGAGAGCAUGAUGAUCAGACGCGAAUAGCUGGGACUCCAGGAUACGUGGACCCGGAUUACAACCGUUCCAAUGUGGUGACCGAAAAGUCCGACGUCUAUAGCUUUGGCGUGGUGCUACUUGAGCUCUUGACUGUGCAGAGGACCAAUGUUCUUGAUUUCAACAUCCACCAAUUCUACAACACCCAAACCCACCCUCCUACCCCUCCUCACCCACCCAUCCCCCUCUCCUCAUCCCCCAUCGCAUCACAGGCGACGCCCAAGGCAGCGCGCAAGGUGCAGGCGUACGAGUUCAGCGAGCUGAAGGACGCGGCACUGGAGGCCCCGGAGGAGGCGGUGGUGGAGUUUGCCGACAUCGCUCUUGACUGCGUCAAGGUGCCCGGCUCCCGCCGCCCCCCCAUGAAGGACGUUGCCCGCCGCCUGCAGGCGCUCCUCUCCAAGCACUGCAGCGAGACAGAGUGCGCUCCCCUUGAACCGAACAUACCCAUGAAGGAGAGCUCGAAUGAGACUAUGGAGGAGAGUCUGGAGAGGCUGACGGGUGGUGGCAGGGAUACUUUUGAUAGGAGUGGUAUUUCAAAGGAGUUCUGA